AUGUGUGAAUGUGGAUACUGUAAGGACGCUGUCGACAGUGUAGAAAUUGUUACAUCCUGUCCAACUUCGAAGAGAGAGUGGGAUAUUGCUGCCCGUAAAAAGAACUGUGAAAGAAUAGCAUCCAGGCAAAAGUGUGAUUCUGUUGAAAAAUUUAAGUACCACUGUGUUAUCAACGGAUUCAGAAAUGAAAUGGUGGAAGUGUGUGCACCCUCAAGAAUAAUUUUCGGACAUUGCACAGAGUUUAAUGUUCAUGGUGGAGUAAUUCAAGAUCAGCUGUCGACUCCCUGCAACAAUACAUUUCCCAAAUGUGAAAUGAUCUAUAACUCAUUGGAUGCGUACAAAUUUCCUGAUUGCUAUAAUCUUGUAACAAACGGCGUGGUUUUAUCGACAAUGCCAAAUUCAUCAGCAACUGAUCAACCUGGCUUUGUGGAAACAGCGACCAUAAUAGCAGCUGUUAAUGCGAUCUCGUUCCUGAUUGUUAUAAUAAUAAUAAUAAUAGCAUUCAGAAAUAAAAAAAAGUUCCCAUGCUGCUCGUUUACAAGUCAACCUACAACAACAUCAGAAAAAACUGGGUCUAGUGUUCGUCUUCUACUUACUAGCAUAGAUGUCAAAUAAUACGGGACACAAAGUUUAAAGAAAAGAUGAAGUAGAGACGUACAAAAAGACAAGAAAAUGCAAAAUCUGAAUGUCGCUACGGAUAAACAGAAGUGAAUUGACCUUCUUGUUUUACAUGCAUCAACGUACAAUGUACAUGUGAGGGACUUAGAUUUUAGGACAUCUAUUAUAAAGAAGAUCGAUCAAGUGUGUUUGAAAUAGAUAUUUAUUCAUAGCAUCUUACUUUAUUUAUUAGCAUAUAAAUGUCUGGAAACUGUUUUUGGUGAAAUCAAAAUGUGAAGAAAAAAAGAUGCAAGAAUUAAUUACCUGCCUUCUCUCUCUUUUUUAAAAAUAUCAUUUAUCAUCAUUAUAUUUAGGACAUUGUUAUGAUUUGUAUCUUCUCAUAAUUUUUUAUUGUUCAUGUGUAUGUUAACUUCAGCAAAAUCUUUAAUUAAAGUUUACAGGUAUAGGUAACUAUGAAACACUAAGCUAGCUUUGAAAUAUUAUUGUUAUUAUUAAAUUAUCUCGAUCAAAUAAAUGUGGAAAAUAAGAAAUUUGAUAUUUGAAAACAAAUCUUUUAUAUGAAUGUUUUUUGUGAAAUUUCUAUCUUCUACCACGAUUUUGAUAAUUUUCAUACGAUGAUGUAAAAAAAAUUGGCGGGGCCUAAUUGGAGUCAAUACAUGUAAUUUGGCUCGUUUUUAUUGUAAUAAUUAAAAAAAUAUAUCAAUGGUUUUUCGGACCAAUUAGAGUAAAUCUUGUUCUGCUAUGAAUGAAAAAAAAUGAGUGGAUGGUCUUUAGUACAAUAGUGGAUAUAUACAACUGAUGAAAUUGCUUGACAGUUCUCAUUUACAUAUCACAUGACAUUAUUUAUAGCCAAAUUUCUCACCAGUCAGAUGAAAACUAUGCAAUGUAUUAGAAAUUAUAACCGUUGAAUACAACUUAACAAAUUCGCAUGAAUUAA
Molecule: messenger RNA, 1555 nt
Organism: Magallana angulata
Lineage: Eukaryota; Metazoa; Mollusca; Bivalvia; Ostreida; Ostreidae
Exons: 7
Coding region: 1-615 (204 amino acids)
Source: RefSeq, a predicted model, not a curated record